AUUUGGUAUAUUUAUAGAAUAUUUGUAGUAUAAAAAUAUUUGUAAUAUAAAUAUUACAGAAAGCUAUACGAAAAAUAGUUGACAGUUUUAGCAGAAAUCAUUGCAGUUUAAAGCAUCAAAGAUAAUAAAGCCAUGUGAUAAAAAUACCAGUAAAAUAAGUUAAAACAAUGUCUGGAGAAGAAUUAGUUGAUGAACCAAUAGAGGAUGAUGUUGAUGAAACACUUGAAAAUGAAAAUGAUGGUGAUGAAAAUGAAAAUGGUGAAAAUGAAGAUGAAAAUAAUGACAAUGAACAUACUGAUAAUGAAGAUAAAGAAGGGAAAGAAAAUGUAAAUAAAAAUAAUGAAAAUGAAAAUAAAGAAAAUGAGGAGGAGGUCCAUGCUGAGCCAUUAACAGCUGAGAUAAUAUCAAGUAGUUUAUCUCUUUUGUGUAAGAUUGGCACUGGCCUUGCACAUGCAUAUGUCAAACUUAAUAUAAGCAAAAGAGAACUUGGGGAUAUAUCUAUUUUGGAGAGUUUUAUUUAUUUGAGAUACUUGAUAUGUUUUACGUAUGACUUGGUAUUGUUGUGAGUGCAGAAAUUAUGC
Molecule: messenger RNA, 581 nt
Organism: Hydra vulgaris (swiftwater hydra)
Lineage: Eukaryota; Metazoa; Cnidaria; Hydrozoa; Anthoathecata; Hydridae
Source: RefSeq, a predicted model, not a curated record